AUGGCCAGUAAGACACUCAACUUCUACGCUUACGGUCUCCAAAAGGACACCAGCUUGAUGCUCAUGUUCGAUCCCCCUAAUAAAUCAAACUUUUCAAAGAUCAAUUUCCUGUUGUCUGGAGUGAUUACUUUCCGGGCGAAUGGACAUGCCAAGGCUACCGUGCAUUACCACCAGCGUCUUGCUUUUGGAUACGCCCAAACUGACAGGGAUAACCUUGUCGACUCAGCUGCAUGGGUGGAAGUAGUGAGCGGCGAUAUCAGCAGCAUUUCGGGGGCUGGUCAAAAGCGAUUCGGGAACAACUCUAAGGGUAAUGGCACCAAGCUCCUUGUUUGCAAAAAUAACACCGAUGGUCGGGCAAACCUUAGCAUCGGAUUCCUGAGUGGAGAUGAGUUUACCAACGCUACGAGCCCACACUGGUUUGGACUGGAACGCUACGAGCCCACACUGGUUUGGACUGGAGUGGGAUCUAAGUCCAAUAUUACCGCCGCAUUCACUCCAGUUCUUACAGCAUACACCCGGGACUAUAAAGCCACCGAAAUGCUUCGCGGAGAGGUUGAGACGGAUGCGAUCUGGUCUUGCAACCUGAAUCUGAUUGAUGAUGUUACCGGGUGGCACUUGUUUGAGGACCAAGCAAGUGGUGCAUUCACCAUCGAGCCUGCGAUUAGGCCAUAA
Rhizoctonia solani is the source of this 672-nucleotide messenger RNA. RefSeq lists its product as uncharacterized. Lineage: Eukaryota; Fungi; Basidiomycota; Agaricomycetes; Cantharellales; Ceratobasidiaceae. The transcript is spliced from 7 exons. The record is from RefSeq and is a predicted model, not a curated record. Bases 1 to 672 code for a protein of 223 amino acids.